Equus quagga is the source of this 1371-nucleotide messenger RNA. It is a transcript of the gene TESMIN, whose product is annotated as testis expressed metallothionein like protein. Gene Ontology annotation, cellular component: nucleus. Gene Ontology annotation, biological process: regulation of DNA-templated transcription. The record is from RefSeq and is a predicted model, not a curated record. Bases 64 to 1371 code for a protein of 435 amino acids. NCBI's taxonomy places the organism in Eukaryota, Metazoa, Chordata, Mammalia, Perissodactyla, Equidae. The transcript is spliced from 8 exons.
CCCCGCAUCCUCGGCGCUCCGACGGCCCGGCGGCGCAGGUGCGCCCCCCGCGGCCCCGGAGACAUGGACGAGGCGGCGCUGCUGGGCGCGCUGCCGGGUCCCGCGGCCGAGCUGGCGACCGACCUCUUCGGCGCGGAGAGCGCGUUCGCCUCGGAAAACGUGGCCCCGAAAGGCUGGGCGGCGGCGGCGACGCCCGAAGAGGACGCGCUGCGCGUGUUCCCGGACGCGUACCUGGGCCCGGCCGACCCGCGCGCGCCGGGCGCCGCCGCAGACAGCGCGGGGCCGGCGGAGCUGCCGGGCGGCCGGGAGGGCGAGGAGCUGCUGGGGGCGCUGCCCGAGCUCGCCCCGCUGGACGACGCCGCGCUGCCCGCCGGGCCGCCGCCGCCGCCGCACGCCUACAGCGUCCACCUGCUGUCCUCGCUGCUGGCCCCGGCCCGCGGCCCCGCCGUCCUGCCCCUGGGCGCCUGGGCCCGCGAAGGAGCCGCGCCGCCCGGCGCCCGCCUGAUUCCAGUUGAAAUAAAGGAAGCAGGUGGUACUCUCACAAGUAACAAUCCGGAGGAAGUGACUUUUCAGAACCCUGUUGCCCCGGAACCCUGUUGCAAGUUGCCAUCAUCACAAGAAGCAGAGGAUGCCUCUGGCUGCGCUCAUAAGAAGGACGCCAACCCAAUGCUUGACAAUGGAGUUUUGCCAACCAUAGCCAAUGGGUCUGCUUUGCCCUCUGGAUCAGCUCUUCCAGGACCACCAAAAAUAACGUUGGCUGGGUACUGUGACUGCUUUGCCAGCGGGGACUUUUGCAACAACUGCAACUGUAAUAAUUGUUGCAAUAAUUUACAUCAUGAAAUUGAGCGGUUUAAGGCCAUUAAGGCUUGUCUUGAUAGAAAUCCAGAAGCUUUCCAACCAAAAAUUGGGAAAGGAAAAUUGGGAGACGUUAAGCCUCGCCAUAACAAAGGAUGUAAUUGCAAGAGGUCAGGCUGCCUUAAGAAUUACUGUGAAUGCUAUGAGGCCAAAAUUAUGUGCUCUUCUAUUUGCAAAUGCAUUGGUUGCAAAAAUUAUGAAGAAAGCCCAGAACGAAAGACACUAAUGAACAUGCCCAACUACGUGGAAAUUGGAGGCGUUGAAGGCAGCCAUCAUUGGUCACCAAGUAAAUUUUCAGGACUACCAAAAUUCAGAAAAGAUAGGCGGGCUCCCUCGUGCAUCUCCUGGGAGGUGGUGGAGGCCACGUGCGCCUGUCUGCUGGCUCAAGGGGAAGAGGCGGAGAAGGGGCAGUGUUCUGAGUGCCUGGCCGAGCAGAUGGUCCUGGAGGAGUUCGGGAGGUGCUUGGUGCAGAUCCUCCACACUGAGUUUAAAUCCAAGGGGUUGAAAAUGGAGUAG